This is a messenger RNA of Neltuma alba, 1997 nucleotides long. Its product is annotated as serine/threonine-protein kinase SRK2I. Bases 474 to 1559 code for a protein of 361 amino acids. Gene Ontology annotation, cellular component: nucleus. NCBI's taxonomy places the organism in Eukaryota, Viridiplantae, Streptophyta, Magnoliopsida, Fabales, Fabaceae. Gene Ontology annotation, biological process: protein phosphorylation. The transcript is spliced from 9 exons. Gene Ontology annotation, molecular function: ATP binding; protein serine/threonine kinase activity. The record is from RefSeq and is a predicted model, not a curated record.
AGAAAGGUUGCAAUGUUGCUCGCCGGGCAACAAGCGCAGCCGGCGUCAUCUUGAACCUAAACACGCUGAAACGGUGCCGUUUGCCCCUCUUUCCUCCGGUUUCUGUCAGAAGCAGGCGAUCACCCACCCACUGACCCACCCACUUUUUUUGUUUUUCUUUUGCGAUAUUACGUCCCUCCGGCAUUCGCCUGCCAAUUUCCACGAUUCCCACUUCACAAAGUCUCCACUUCUGUCCUUCUUAUCAACUCAUAAAGGCAAAGGAGGAAAGCCGCUCCCAUCAACUUAAAGCCUUUCUCAGCACCUGGUCAAGUUCCACAAGUCCGAUUCCUGAACGAUUUUGUCCAACCGAUUAAUCGUCGAUCGUCGUCCUGUUGUUUAUCUUCUCUACAUUGGAACCAGCAACUACUGUACUGACAUCGUGCUUCUAAUGUGACUUGGCUUUUCUUUUUGUUGCACGGUAACGGUUUUUCUCAAUGGAUCCGUCGCCGAUAACCUUGGGACCAACCAUGGACAUGCCAAUCAUGCACGAUAGCGACCGGUACGAUUUCGUCCAAGAGAUUGGGUCCGGGAAUUUCGGGGUGGCCAGGCUGAUGAGAGACAAGCAAACCAAAGAGCUUGUCGCCGUGAAGUAUAUCGAGCGCGGGGAUAAGAUAGAUGAAAAUGUAAAGAGGGAAAUCAUCAAUCACAGGUCUUUGAGACACCCUAAUAUUGUUAGGUUCAAGGAGAUCAUUUUAACGCCUACUCAUUUGGCCAUUGUUAUGGAAUAUGCAUCUGGAGGUGAACUCUUUGAGCGAAUCUGCAAGGCAGGGCGCUUUUCUGAGGAUGAGGCUCGUUUCUUCUUUCAACAACUCAUUUGUGGGGUCAGUUAUUGCCAUGCGAUGCAAGUAUGUCAUCGGGACCUGAAGCUGGAAAACACAUUAUUAGAUGGAAGCGUAGCACCUCGUUUGAAGAUAUGUGAUUUUGGUUACUCCAAGUCAUCAGUGCUUCAUUCACAACCGAGGUCAACUGUGGGAACUCCUGCAUAUAUUGCUCCAGAAGUAUUGCUGAGGCAAGAGUAUGAUGGCAAGAUUGCAGAUGUCUGGUCUUGUGGAGUGACCUUAUAUGUGAUGCUGGUAGGAUCAUAUCCUUUUGAAGAUCCUAAUGAACCAAAGGAUUUUCGAAGGACCAUACAGAGAAUUUUGAGUAUCCAGUACUUCAUUCCAGACUUCGUCCAAAUAUCACCUGAUUGCCGCGACCUUAUCUCUAGGAUAUUUGUUUUUGAUCCUGCAGAGAGAAUCACCAUUCCUGAAAUCUUGAACCACGAAUGGUUUUUGAGGAAUCUCCCCGCGGACCUAAUGGAUGAGAAGAUACUGGGAAACCAAUUUGAAGAGUCAGACCAACCAAUGCAGAGCAUUGACGUGAUCAUGCAGAUAAUUUCAGAAGCUACUAUACCACCAGCUGGGACCCGUUCUUUGGAUCAGUUUAUGGCAGACUUUGAGGGAGAUGAUGGCAUGGAUGAAUUAGAGUCGGACUCUGAGCUUGAUAUUGAGAGUAGUGGGGAGAUAGUCUAUGCCAUGUGAUUUUAAUUCACCUGCUAAAAGGUGAGAGCAUCGAGAUGAUGAUGGCAUGGCAUGUUGUGCUCAUGGGCUCGUCAAUGUCUGGAAAGAACUAUGUGAUGAAAGCAUUUUCCCAUAGAGUAGAAUGGUUAAUACGCAUAGGAAUAUUGAAUGUUUGUGUGCGCCUCGUUGUUGGCGAUGUGUGUAAUAUCUAUCAAUGUCACUCGGAACUUGGAAGAGUAACUUGUUUCCUAGGGGUGAGAAGAGUUGGUGGUCAGGGGAAGAAAUGUUAUCGACCUUUUAUCUCCCGUUUCUCUUCGAUACUUGCCUCAUAUGCUACUAUUUAUGUAUCUAUACACCCAUGUGAACAGUCUCUAUAAAACAUUUCUAAGCUCUGUCGAUGCUAUGCCCUGCAUGUAAAGAGUUCCCUUCGACUAUGAAUGUAUUCUUCAUCGCAGCUUA